Gossypium raimondii (Peruvian cotton) is the source of this 3235-nucleotide messenger RNA. RefSeq names its product autophagy-related protein 9. The transcript has 10 exons. Lineage: Eukaryota; Viridiplantae; Streptophyta; Magnoliopsida; Malvales; Malvaceae. Gene Ontology annotation, cellular component: autophagosome; phagophore assembly site. The record is from RefSeq and is a predicted model, not a curated record. Gene Ontology annotation, biological process: protein localization to phagophore assembly site; autophagy of mitochondrion. The coding region runs from base 393 to 2993 and encodes 866 amino acids.
UUGGUUUUAGGAAAUAACAUUUAAAACAUAAAAAAUAUAUUUUUUUGGUAUUUUUCAUAAUAGUAUAGAUAAUUAGAAAAUAUCUUAGAGGUGAAGUAUUUCAUUAGAGAAAAAAGUUCUGCCAUUACCAAAAUAAUAUCAAAAGUCCUUCCUUCUUCUUUUCUACUUCUCAACCAAAGCUUUGGGCACUUAAUCUACUUGUUGUUGGGGUUUUGCGUCGUUUUAUUCGCUGUUAUUCUUAGUGGGCAUCGGCAAAAUUCGCCCUUUUUGGCUAUUUAUUCAUUCUUUGAGUGAUAUUUAGCUGCUCGUUGGUGGUUCGGAGAACCUUGCCAAAACAUUUACUCACUUUGGGGAAUGGACUGGCACUUUUUCCCUGCCAUCAAGAUUUACAAAUGAUGUUCAGGGGACAAAAGGCUGCAAAUGCACUUGGCAUAUUUAAGUGGAGAUGGGGUGGUGAAUCGUCUUUGACGACAGGCUUACUAGGUGAUGUACCUUCUGUGAUUGAGUUGUCUGACUAUGGAAGAGUACCACCAAGUCCAGGUAGUGAGAGCCCUUCGGGGCUUCUGAAUGGUGAGACUCUGAAUGCAGAACCAAUUGCUGAUUUGGACUUAUUCUUCGAACGUCUGUAUAGCUACUACUGCGAGAAAGGGCUUUGGUGCAUAAUUAUAAAAUGGAUCGUUGAACUACUGAGUGUGGGCUUUACCAUAUGUUUCUCGGGGUUCUUCCUGUUAUUCGUUGAUUGGAAUGGUCUCCGCAACGCAAAGUGUGGGAUGGAUGCAUUUGAGUCUGGAAUUAAGCCAUGUGAUCUUGCUAAGGAAGCUCUUCACCAGCACCCAUUAACCCCUUUGACACUUUCAAAAGCUAUUAUUGUUGGAUAUUUGGGGCUAUUUUCCAUCUAUUGGAUGUUCUGUUUUUUGAGGUUUUUUGCUCAAUUAAAGGAGACCCUUGGCAUACGCCAUUUCUAUUAUAACAGUCUCCAUGUUACGGAUAAUGAGAUUCAGACCAUGCCAUGGGCAACAAUCCUUGAAAAGGUUGUCCAGUUACAAAGUUCACAACACCUGUGCGUGGUCAAGGAUCUUUCUGCUCAUGAUGUGGUUAUGCGAUUGAUGCGGAAGGAGAACUACUUAAUUGGAAUGCUUAAUAAAGGAGUGCUUGCUUUUCCUAUAUCAGCCUGGGUCCCAGGUGCCGGUCCAACUGUCAAAUCCGGCCCUUAUAGAACACAGCAUUGUUUGAUACUAACAAAGACACUUGAAUGGACCUUAAAUUGGUGUAUACUGCAGAGCAUGUUUGACCGAAACUUUUGUGUUAGAAGGGACUUCAUUUCUAAUCCUAGGACAUUGAAGAAAAGACUCAUGGUUGUCGGGUUUGCUAUGCUGCUUCUCUCUCCAUUUCUUGUUAUAUUCAUGCUGGUUUAUCUCUUCUUAAGGCAUGCUGAACAAUUCUAUAAUCAUCCAAGCACAGCAUCAUCCCGCAGAUGGUCAAAUUUGUCAAAGUGGAUGUUUAGGGAAUUCAAUGAGGUUGACCAUUUAUUCAAGCAUCGGAUUAAUAGAAGUGUUAUGCAUGCUUCUGAGUACUUAAAGCGAUUCCCCUCACCAAUUAUUUCUAUCAUAGCAAAGUUUAUCUCAUUUGUAUCUGGUGGUUUUGCUGCUAUCUUGAUCAUCAUUGCCUUUCUAGAAGAGUCUUUGCUGGAGGGCCAUAUAUUUGGCCGGAAUUUGUUUUGGUAUGCUGCUGUUUUUGGAACCAUAACAGCUAUAAGCCGGGCUGCUGUUACAGAUGAACUUCUGGUCCUUGAUCCAGAAGGAGCAAUGUCUAUGGUGGUUCAACAUACACAUUACAUGCCAAAGAGAUGGCGUGGCAAAGAAAACACUGAAACAGUCCGGAAAGAGUUUGAAACUCUAUUUCAGUACACUGGAAUGAUGUUGCUAGAGGAGAUGGCCUCAAUUUUCCUCACUCCAUUCUUGCUUCUAUUUGUUGUUCCAAAGCGGGUGGAUGACAUUUUACAGUUCAUUGCAGAUUUUACUGUGGAUAUUGAAGGUGUUGGUCAUGUUUGCAGUUUUAGUGCCUUUGAUUUCCAAAACCAUGGGAAUGGCAAUUAUGGCUCUCCAAGCAAUGCACCUCGCUCCCAGAGGAGUUCCCAAGGGAAAAUGGAGAAAUCGUUCUUGAGUUUCAAAAGUAGCUAUCCUUCAUGGGAACCAGAUUCUCAGGGCAAGCAGUUCCUGUUGAACAUUAGAACUUUCAGGGAGCAAAAGUUGCAAACGCAGGGAACCAGACAUGCAGAUUCUUUGGGUAGAUUGUGGCGAGCAAGCCCACUGAGAGGUCAUGUAGAUAGAAACGGACUUUUUCCAAGGGAAAUGCAGCAGAAUAUUCCCUACACUUCCCGCGAUUUGGGUUCUUUAUUGCUAAUUGACGCUGAACAAAAGAAUCACCCAUAUCUUCUGGAUUGGUAUUAUACCUCUCGAACUCGGAGAGACACUGCUACAACAAGGCCAUCUGAACCAGGUGAGCUACAGCAUGAAGAUUACUGGAUGCCAACCAACAUGACACAUGAUGAAGCAAGAGAUGAAGAAUACUGGCAGCCACACCAUUAUGAUGGUCGGUCACGGUUGCAGUCACAUCUUGAUGCUUCAACAUCAUCUUCUUUCUUCCACGAGAGUGUACUUCAGCAUCAUGAUACAAAUGAACUACCGCACCAGGCAAGGAGCCAUUGGUGGGCCAGAAGUGGUCCACAUGGUAUACAGCCCCAAACAAGCUUUCUUGAGCCACCUGAUUUCAACCGUUAUUCUUCAGCCCAGCGGUAUGAUAACAUGUCUGAGAGAAGUGUGGAAGAGCAAGAUCAAUCCCUUGACUGGAGGGAUUCUCAGAGGUUAUCCCGGACAACAUACAUGGAGGACGAUCUUGAAACCGGAGGGGAUAUAAAUCUUCAUUUUGAUGAUAUAUAUAGUAGACCUCCUGAAGCUCCCACAGUAAAUUUGAGGCUCCUGAGCUUUGAUUGAUCGAAACGAACAGAAUACAAAUGAGUUUCCAUAGUUGGAAUAGGGUUUUAUGAAAGGAAACUCUGUAUUCUUUGUUGUAUAUAAGAUUCGUCAUGAGGUUAGAUUCUAGAAUGUCUCUAACACAAAUUUUAGAAGGUUACAUGCUCCAAUGAGCCAUUGUUAGUCUUGUGAUAAUGUAUAAACAAUCUCAAGCAUAUUUUGGUCAUUCUAAAAUUUCAUUCAAAUUCCAUAUAUUUCUUUAA